AGGAUUGUUAUGUUGGGGAUGACUGGAGCUGGAAAGAGUGCAACUGGAAACACAAUCCUGGGCAGAGAUCAGUUUGAAGAGGACAAUUGUCCAGAGUCAGUUACUCAACAGUCUGAGAGAAAAAUGACAAGAAAAGGUAACAGGACCAUCUCAAUAAUCGACACUCCAGGACUGCAGGAUACAUCAGCAAAUGAAAAUGAAGUGAAGGCUGAAAUAAAAAAGUGUAUGAGAAUGUCUACUCCUGGUCCUCAUGUGUUCCUGCUGGUCAUCAGAGUGGACGUGAGACUGACAGAGGAAGUGAAGAACACAGUGAAAUGGAUUCAGGAGAACUUUGGAGAAAAUUCAGCACGUCACACCAUCAUUGUGUUCACUCAUGCAGACUCACUGCAUAAACCCCUGAAAGAGCACAUAGAGGAGAGUCAAGAUCUACGACAAUUUGUUAUGACCUGUGGUGGCAGAUAUCAUCCAUUCAACAAUGAGGACAGAAAUAAUCAAGCUCAAGUAAAUGAGCUUGUGGAUAAGAUGGAUGAAUUGGUGAUUAGAAAUGAAGGAAGGCACUACACUGAUGAGAUGUUUAAUGAGGCCCAGAGAAAGUGUAACUGGAAAACUGUAAUUAUUAUAGCAGCAACUGUUUGUGGGAUAGGAGUGAUAGCAGUAGUAGCAGUGAAGAGAUGGAAAAAGUAA
Messenger RNA from Sinocyclocheilus grahami, 684 nucleotides. Its product is annotated as GTPase IMAP family member 2-like. Gene Ontology annotation, molecular function: GTP binding. The record is from RefSeq and is a predicted model, not a curated record. NCBI's taxonomy places the organism in Eukaryota, Metazoa, Chordata, Actinopteri, Cypriniformes, Cyprinidae. Bases 10 to 684 code for a protein of 224 amino acids. The transcript has a single exon.